This is a messenger RNA of Larimichthys crocea (large yellow croaker), 2452 nucleotides long. It is a transcript of the gene slc8b1, whose product is annotated as solute carrier family 8 member B1. The transcript has 15 exons. The record is from RefSeq and is a predicted model, not a curated record. Gene Ontology annotation, molecular function: calcium:sodium antiporter activity. Gene Ontology annotation, cellular component: membrane. Gene Ontology annotation, biological process: calcium export from the mitochondrion; intracellular calcium ion homeostasis. Lineage: Eukaryota; Metazoa; Chordata; Actinopteri; Sciaenidae. The coding region runs from base 255 to 2006 and encodes 583 amino acids.
AGGAAGGCGUACACGAUGUACGGACAUUGUAUCUGACCUGGGCACGGUCAGUAAAGGAGGCGUAAAGACACAUAACAGAUGUUAAAGUGACGCUAACAACGUGCACUUUGAGACUUUUACUCUCAUGUGUCUUUUGGCUCCAUUUGAGCUGAAGCUUAGAUCCGGAAAAUCCGGAUUCCUGGACUAAUACACCCCCUACUGCAGUCCUGUGAAGGCACCACCAGGAUGGACACGGCUCCAGGAUAAAGUAAAUCAUGUGUUUGUCUGUUUAUUUGUCGCUGUUGCUGCUGGUGUCCUGUCACCAGCAGCAACAGGUCACCUCGGACCCCCAUGUCCUCAGGAACCAGUCUGCAAACACCACAGCAGCCACGAUGUUUCAUAACAACAACAACGAUGAGUGCGACAGUGUGAUGAAACUCAAUGCCACAGACCGCUGUGCAUUUGUGAAGAACACACCAGACUGUAGCAUGGAAGACGGCUUCAUCAACUACCUUUAUGAGGCCUUCUGCCUGCUUCCCCCCAACCUCACACCUCUCACCAUCACUCUCUGCAUCAUAUGGCUGCUCUUCUUGUUCGUCAUUCUUGGACUCACAGCAUCUAAAUUUUUUUGUCCCAACCUGUCCGCCAUCUCUACCUGUCUACACCUCACUCACAACGUGGCUGGCGUGACAUUUCUGGCUCUUGGUAAUGGAGCUCCUGACAUCUUCAGUGCCAUCGCAGCUUUCUCCCACCCACACACUGCUGGGCUGGCUGUUGGAGCUUUAUUCGGAGCUGGUAUAUUUGUUACCACAGUAGUUGCAGGCAGUGUGGCGCUGGUCAAGCCUUUCGCCGUAGCCUCUCGUCCAUUUCUGCGUGAUGUUUCCUUCUACAUGGUGGCAGUGUUUUGGACUUUCCUCAUGUUGUACAGAGGAACCACGACACUAAGCGAAACAUUUGGGUACCUGGCCCUGUAUGUGGUGUAUGUAGUAACUGUAAUAAUCAGUGCGUACAUCUACAACCGUCAGAAACAUUCAGUGAACUCAGAUGUCAGGAACAUUGCACAGAUCCCAGCAGAGUUUCACUCAUCCGACUCGUCUGAUGAUGACGUUCCCUGCCUGAAUAGUGGAGCCAUCCAACAGGAGUAUGAGUCAGAGUACAGGCCACUGCUGCCUUACUCUGAGUCCACGAGUCAGAUACUGCUGAGCUCUCUGAACCCGGUGGACAACAGGAAGUGGAGGAGGAAAUCAUGGAGUUGGAGAGUGCUCAAAGUAGUGAAGACACCAGUAGAGGUCCUGCUGCUGCUCUGUAUCCCUGUGGUUGACCCUGAUAAAGAAGACAAGAACUGGAGACGCCCACUGAACUGCUUUCAUCUGAUCUCUUCUCCUCUGGUGUGUGUGUUUGCCUUCCAGUCUGGAAAAUAUGGAGAUCAUAUGAUCCAAGAACAGUUUCCCCUCUGGCUGCUGACACUUCUACUAGGAUUUUUCCUGUCUGCUAUUGUCUUCUGCACCACCACUAAUGACCGCCCUCCCAAAUAUCACCCACUCUUUGCUCUUUUGGGCUUCAUUGUGAGUGCAGUGUUGAUCAGUGCAGCUGCCUCUGAAGUGGUCAGUCUUCUGCACAUGCUCGGUGUGGUGCUGAGUCUCAGCAACACUGUGCUGGGUCUGACUCUGUUGGCCUGGGGCAACAGCAUAGGAGACUGUUUUUCUGACAUCACCAUCGCCCGGCAGGGUUACCCACGGAUGGCCAUAUCUGCCUGCUUUGGAGGCAUCAUUUUCAACAUGCUGUUUGGAGUGGGUUUAGGGUGUCUGGUACAGAUGCUUACAACAAAGUCUGAUGUGCAGUUUGAAGAAGCGGGUCUGUUGACGUGGAUUCUUGCAGGGGCCCUUGGUUUGUCUUUGGUCCUGUCCUUCAUCUUUGUUCCACUGAGCCGGUUCCACUUGGGUCGGGCCUAUGGGAUCUUUCUAAUCAUCUUCUACUGCAUCUUCCUUCUCAUUGCAUUGCUUACAGAGUUUGGCACGAUCCACUAGUGUGUAGAUCUGACUCUGAGGCCAGUCUGAAAUGAGGAACGUCCUCUUGUAAAUGCACAAGGACACACUGGAACAGAGGCUGCUGAUGCUGAAGUACAUCCUCUUCUCUAAUAUAAUAUUAAUGCACUAUUUAUACAAGAAUGAACAUUUUGUGCAUUUGCCUACUACCCAGGACUGCUACUGGUUAGUGAAACCAAGCAGGCAAAUUACUGACAAAGACUUCUCUGCUCAGGGAGAGCUGAAACUAAUCAUCACACUGUGCCUUUAUUGAACUUCAUAUUGUGCUGACUGGAGCUUUGAGGGCACUUUGGGAAUCCAGAAAAGGAAAGGAAACACAGGUUUUUAAAAAUGUGUACUUUUUAAAUGAACUAAAUGUACUGUAAAUCAAAAUGACCCUAUACAAAGCUGCUUCUGGGGAAAUUAAAUAAUUUUGAUUUGUUUUUACA